AUGUCGCAGAACCCGUUUAUGGAUGUCAUACUCGCAAUUGUCUGCUAUCAUAAGGAACGCAAUGAAAAUUUCGAUAACGAAGCGGAACGAGAUGCGCACCGCAUGUUACGUGCUACUAUGGGUAUUGCAGCUUGCAAUUCCAGAAUGGAGACCUCCGGAAGAUCCACAAACAAACAGAACACUUUCUUCGCAAUUUCAUGUGUACUUUCUGCGGACAGCCUUAUGGGAAUGCACUCCAAUGGAGAGCAUGCGAAGCAUCACACGUUGCUGGCCGUGGACAGCCCCAGGUCCACUGGUAAACAAGGUACCAACUGCCAAAACCACCUUGUAUUUUGGUGCGGGCGUUGUGGCAAGGGUCUCAAAUACGAUGACCCGGCGAUCAAAAGGGAUCUCAAGCUCCAAGGAAUAGGGCAAUCACUUCGUCUAGAUCACAUACAAAAGCAUGUGUUGGAAGAUGGCGGCAUCCAUUGGCAGUGGCCUAGUCCGGGGGUGGGAUAUUUCUUAGGACCUAGCUACUGGCCGAAUAUCUUGGACCUACUCAGACAGUUCAUGGUGAUUACCUUCUCCAGAGAGAUCCUUAAACAUACGACGUAA
Molecule: messenger RNA, 594 nt
Organism: Colletotrichum lupini
Lineage: Eukaryota; Fungi; Ascomycota; Sordariomycetes; Glomerellales; Glomerellaceae
Exons: 6
Coding region: 1-594 (197 amino acids)
Source: RefSeq, a predicted model, not a curated record